GAGGAGGAAGCCUGUGAGCCGUGCGCGCGCCGCGUCUGACGCACCUAUUGUUUUUAAGAGGCACGAGAGCACAGGUGAGUAGCUGACACCUGGAGCCGGACUACCGCGGAGUCUCAGACCUUCAGUUCGCGUGCGGUACAGUAACAACAUGAGCAAAACCAAGAACAAAAGCGACAACAAGACGGAAAAAGCUUUGGCUGCGGAGAAGGAGCAGUUCGGCAAACAACAGCUCCACAGCAUCAGCAAAAUUGUCACCGCCGCUGAAACACCGCCCAAAGAGAAAUAUGUGCGCAAUGUCAUCCUGGGAACACAUAAGGAGGGUGGAGCUACCACCUUCUGGUCCUACAUCCUGAACCUGCCUCUGUCCAGCAACUCCAUGAUCAGCUGGAAGUUCUGCUACCUGCUGCACAAAGUCCUGCGUGGCGGACACAGAAACGCCGUGAGAGAUUCUCACAGAUACUGUCGCAACGUCAAAGAUAUGGGCGUUCUCUGGGGAAACUUGCACGAUCGAUACGGCCACAUUGUCGCCUUGUCUGCCAAAUUCCUCUGCCUCAAAAUGGAAUUUCAUGCAAAGCACAAGGUGAUCCCGGGCAACCUGGAGGCCAGCGACGAGACUUUGGAGAGGGAGGCAGGAAACGACAUGACGAACGUGUUAGAUAUGACACAGGAACUGCUGGAUUACCUGGAUGCUGGACUGAAGAUGUCUGAGACAGUUCUGCGUCAGUUGGACGCCAAUGGGGCCAAAUCCAACACUCCAGCUGGACAGUGCAGAUUGACGCCUCUGAUACCCCUCAUACUGGACUGCAGCUUCCUCUACCACUUCUCAGUCCGGCUGAUGUUCAAACUCCACAGCCGCAUUGCUCCAGAUGUUCUUCUGGGACAUCGAGAGCGCUUCCGUGACCUCUUUACGAGCCUCACGCAGUUCUUCGACAGAGCCAGAGAAAUGGAGUUCUUUAAAAGCAUCAUCCAGAUCCCAGAUCUCCCAGACGCUCCUCCAAACUUCCUUCGCGCUGCCGCCCUGGGUGAAUAUAAGAGGCCAGUGGUGGUGAUCCCGAACGAGGAGCGUCAGGAGGAGGAGGAGGUGGAGCCGCAGGCGGAGGUUCGGGAGGCGCCGCAGAUGCCACAGUAUUAUUUGCUCAGCCAAAUGGGAGCAGCCGAUGCUUCGCUUGGCCAGAGAGAAGCAGAAAACGACAGUCUGAAGAGAGAGCUAGAGGUGCUCAAACCAGAGCUACAGCUCAUCAAGACCGAGGCUCAGAGGUGUGUGACUGAGUUAAAGGCUCAGGUGAAUCGUCUGGAGGCCGAGGCCGAGGAGCAGCGCACCCACAAACAGAUGGCUAUGGUGGAGAACGAACACCUGCGGAUGGAGGUGGAAGCUCUGCGGAGCGCUAACGUGGCCAGUGUCGGGGCUCAGAUCGGAUUCAAGGAGGCAGACACUCGAGCUCAGGCAGCGGAGCUUCGUUUCGCUCAGCUCAAAGAGAGGCACGCCGAGCUGAUCACCAGCCACGCUGACCUAAUGAAGAAGAACGCAGACACAGUGAAGAUCCUGUCCAGUACAAAACAAGGCCAAGAAGAUCUGCUGCGAGCCAAACAGCAGCUGGAAAACGAGCUGGAAAGUCUGCGACGGGAGAAAAUAAACGCGAUGAAUCAGCAGCAGCAGGUUCAACACCUGAACCAGGAACUACUGGAGCAAAGAGCAGAGCUGGCUGCCCUCCGCAGCACCCUGGACAGUAAAGAGAUGGAGGGGUCUCAGGCAAGCAGCAGCCUGGCAGCUCUGCAGGCCGAGCGGGACGUGCUGCUUCACUCUGCCAGAGAGAAAGACGCUGAGAUUUCCUCGCUGAGACAGCAGGCUCAACAGCAGCAGGGCUCUCUGGACCUGGAGAGAGACAGACUGAACCGAGAGCUGGAGGCCCUGAGAGCUCAGCUGCAGCAGCAGCUCACCAUCAAUGCAGAGCAGAAGUUAGAGAUCGACCGGCUGAGACGGGAGCUGGACUCAACACGAGCAGAACUGGCUCGAGCGAACGGCGCCCUGCAGAGCAAAGAAAUGAGUGGCUCCCAGCUGAGCAGCACCCUGGCUGGGCUGCAGGCGGAGAGGGAGGUGCUGCGGCGCUCGGUGAGGGACCAGGAGGCUGAGCUGAACUCCCUCAGACAGCAGGCUCAGCUCCACCAGAGCUCCCUGGAGCAGGAGAGGCAGAGGAGCAGCAUGGAGCUGGGAAGCCUGCACGCUCAGCUACAGCAACAGGCCUGUCGGGAAGGUGAGCUGACCCAGAAGCUGCAGGAGGAGCAGUUCUGUCUGCUGCAGUGUGCUGUUGUGGAGGCUGAGGGCAUCAUACUGGACGCUGUGGCCAAACUGGAUGACCCCAUACAUGUCUGCUGCAUCAGCUCACCUGAUUAUUUGGUGAAUCGAGCAGAAAUCACUCUCAGUUCUAUAGACAAAAUGCAGCAGAGCCACCUGGUCUAUCUGGGAAACAGGAACGAUGCCAGUGGUUUGUUGAGAGCGGUCACUCAGUUUUCCCACCUCGCCGCCGACACCAUCGUCAACGGAUCAGCAACAUCGCACUCUGCUCCGACCGACCAGGCCGACCGUUUGACUGACAGCUGCCGGGACUGUGCAAACAGCUGCCUCCAGUUCUUGAAGGAUCUGAAGCUUCAGGCCAGUUUGCAGAGAGCAGAUCCGUCUGCGGUGCGCUACACUGUCCAACGUAUCCUCGCCUUGGGACAGGAUUUACGUCCAAAAGGUCGGGAUGUGCUGAAAGAAGAGCUGGGAUACGUGGUGGAUAAAGAGAUGAUCGCGACGUCGACCGCCAUUGAGGAGGCAGUGCUGCGAAUGGACGAGAUACUGAACCAGGCAAAGAGAGACACCAGUGGCAUUAAGCUGGAGGUCAACCAGAGCAUCCUGGGAUCCUGUUCAGACCUGAUGAAGGCUGUUCACAUACUGGUGACGGCGUCUACCGACCUGCAGAAAGACAUUGUGGAAGGAGGCAGAGGGGCAGCGUCUGUCACAGAAUUUUAUGCCAAAAACUCUCGCUGGACAGAAGGACUCAUCUCCGCCGCCAAAGCCUGCGGCUGGGGCGCCACCCAGCUGCUGGACUCUGCUGACCGGGUCGUGGGUGAAAACGGUCGAUACGAGGAGCUCAUCGCCUGCUCACACGAGAUCGCUGCGAGCACGGCUCAGCUGGUGGCCGCCUCAAAGGUGAAGGCCGACCGCGGCAACAAGAAGCUGCACACGCUGCAGCAGGCAUCGCGACACGUAAACGACAUGGCUGCCGUGGUCGUCGCCUCCACCAAACACGGGCAGCAGCAGAUCUCAGACCAAGGUGUGAUGGACUUCUCUGGCAUGUCUCUGAUCAAGCUGAAAACAGAGGAAAUGGAGGCUCAGGUGAAGGUGCUGCAGCUGGAGAACCAGCUGGAGCAGGAGCGAGUCCGCCUGGGGGAGCUGAGGAAGAGGCACUACGAGCUCGGCGGGGCCGGCGACGGCGAGGACGAGGCCGACAGCUUCCCACCGCCGCCGCCGCCCACACUGCUCGACUCCGUGCCGCCACCUCAGUCCUUUUCUCAGACGCAGCCCUACCUGAACACCCAGAGCUUCGCACCAUCCAACCCCUUCACCACGGCUCCAACACCAUCCACCUCACUGCCUCAGGCUUACACACCGACACACACCUUCUCCCAGACCCAAAGCUACACACCUCCGCAAACCUACACCCCUCCUCAAAGCUACACCCCUCCUCAAACCUACACCCAGACCCAAACCUACACCCCUCCUCAAACCUACACCCCUCCUCAAACCUACACCCCUCCUCAAACCUACACCCCCCAGCCUUACGUCCCAGCUCAGCCCUACACACCAAACCCCACCCAAAGUUACCUGAAGCCUCAGCCGUACUCACUGUCACAGCCUUCGUCACACACCUCCAGCCUCUCCCGGCCUAACUCGCCGUCUCUGCCCCAGACGACCCCGCCGAACAGCACGGAGACCAAACCGGCCUCCAGGAAACCCAACAUCUUCACCAAAUCUGGAAACUUGCUGAAGAACGCGUUCAAACGAGGUGAAGCAGGAACAGGGGAAUCCUGAAGAAGACUGAGGAAGACUCCGACAGAACGAGUGUUAAAGACACUGAUUUUAAUCUUCAGCCUGGAGGAGCUUAAAAGCAUUGUUGUGUUUUUUAUCUGUUUUAUAUGUGAUGGAUUAUUUUCUGUCUUAUUUUUGUAAUCAUACUGAAACCUUUAUUGUGUCUCUGCUCGCUGUUUAUAUCAAGUCUGAUUCAUUAAAAGUCCUAAAAUCA
This is a messenger RNA of Chelmon rostratus (copperband butterflyfish), 4283 nucleotides long. Its product is annotated as huntingtin-interacting protein 1-related protein-like. NCBI's taxonomy places the organism in Eukaryota, Metazoa, Chordata, Actinopteri, Chaetodontiformes, Chaetodontidae. The transcript has 33 exons. The record is from RefSeq and is a predicted model, not a curated record. Gene Ontology annotation, molecular function: actin filament binding; clathrin-cargo adaptor activity; phosphatidylinositol-3,4-bisphosphate binding. Gene Ontology annotation, cellular component: clathrin-coated vesicle; actin cortical patch. Gene Ontology annotation, biological process: actin filament organization; endocytosis; clathrin coat assembly. The coding region runs from base 149 to 4072 and encodes 1307 amino acids.